AAGCUGAAUGGUGAAAGGCUGAGGAGGGAUUCCAGAGGUAAAAAAAAUCUCUGAAGAACCGGCUCUUAUUUUAUGCCUUUUUUAAAAAGCCCUUUCCCUUCCAUCCUUCCUCCUUUCGGAAAGGAUCAUCUGCAUAAAGAGAUCAUUGCGGCUGCUGCCGGGUUUCGAUUAACCAGCAGCAGAGUGGUGCUGUGACAGAGACGAACUAAAGGGUUUCACAUUUGUAAUUUGGCAUGUAGUGUGUGAAGAGAGAGAUGUAAUGAUUGGAGGUCUGAUACAUUGUGGAUUUGAGAAGCCCCUGCCAUCAACAUUCAACAAGCAAUCAAGUGCUGAUUGAUACCCAAAAUAUCUAAAAUAAAGAUACAGGACGUACAAUUUGGGCUGCUUGUUUUUGGCAUUGAACCUGCAUUUUCAACUGCAAUUCAGCAUUCUCCAGUAAAAUAAAUUGAGAUUUUUGGAUGCUUUGCCUCUAGGAUCAGCCUCACUGGGGCAAGACAUAACUGCAGAUCAUUUUAUCUAAUUGAUCAGAGAAUAGGGUGAGCCCUUGUCUCCUGCCACCAGUGGCAAUGCAGUAACCGGCUCCGACAGGCAGCAGGUGUCGACUGACUGCACCUUCUUACGGCGAUUCCUGCGUCUGCUCUCUAUUUACAUUUGCUUUUUGAUACAGCCAAACUCGCCAUGUACGGAAGCUCCAGGGCAGUGGGCCAUGUGGAAGGCAGCCCUUCGAGGUCCCCCCGACUUCCGCGGUCUCCUCGGCUGGGCCACCGGCGAACAAACAGCAGUGGAACAGGAGGGGCAGGGAAAACGUUGUCAAUGGAAAACAUCCAGUCUCUUAACGCUGCCUACGCCACCUCUGGACCCAUGUACCUGAGUGAUCACGAGGGAGUCGCCUCCACCAGUUUUCCCAAGGGAACCAUGACUCUGGGCCGAGCGACUAACCGGGCAACCUACGGAGGCCGUGUCACGGCCAUGGGCAGCAGUCCAAACAUCGCCUCCGCAGGGCUUCCUCCCGGAGGAGAUGCCCUCUCGUUCAGCGAUCAUCACCAACAGCAGCACAGUGCCAUGAUCACUCCAUCCUCUCACCACCACCACCAUCACCACCAAGUGCCCUCCGCCUUGAGGCAGGUCCGUGAUAACACCAUGGUUGAUCUGCAGGCUCAGCUCAAAGAGCUGCAGAGGGAGAACGAGGCACUCCGGAAGGAACUGGAAAUCAAAGACACCAAGCUUGGAUCAUCAAUGAACAGCAUCAAAACCUUCUGGAGCCCUGAGCUGAAGAAAGAACGAGUGUUGAGGAAAGAAGAAGCCGCCAGAAUGUCAGUCUUGAAAGAACAGAUGAGAGUGUCUCACGAGGAAAGUCAGCCUUUGGAUGCAAGAAGAUCAAAGCAUCUACAAUUAACCAUUCAAGCAUUGCAAGAUGAACUUCGAACACAGAGAGAUCUUAAUCAUCUUCUUCAGCAGGAGAAUGUUAACAGAGGUGCCGAGCACUAUACCAUUGAGCUCACGGAGGAGAACUUCCGUAGGUUGCAGGCAGAGCAUGAACGUCAAGCCAAAGAGCUAUUUCUUUUGAGAAAGACUCUGGAAGAAAUGGAGCUGAGGAUUGAAACACAGAAGCAGACGUUGAAUGCAAGAGAUGAGUCAAUUAAGAAACUGCUAGAAAUGCUGCAGAACAAGGGAUUGCCCUCCAAAUCUAUGGAAGAGGAACAUGAGAAAAGUCGGAGAAUAUCUGAGGCAGAAUCUCAGGUUAAUCAUCUGGAGGUACUACUGGACCAAAAAGAGAAAGAAAAUAUUCAGCUUAGAGAGGAACUGCACAGGAGAACCCCACUUCAGCCAGAGUCCGCAAAGACAAAGGCUCUACAAACUGUAAUUGAAAUGAAGGAUACAAAGAUAGCUUCAUUGGAGAGAAAUAUCAGAGAUCUAGAAGAUGAAAUCCAAAUGUUGAAGACAAACGGAGCAUUAAGUACUGAAGACCGUGAAGAGGAGCUUAAGCAAAUGGAAGUUUACAAGAGUCAUUCAAAGUUCAUGAAAAAUAAGAUUGAUCAGUUAAAACAGGAUUUGUCUAAGAAGGAAUCUGAACUUCUAGCCUUACAAACCAAGCUGGAGACGCUGAAUAAUCAAAAUUCUGAUUGUAAGCAACAUAUUGAGGUUCUCAAAGAAUCACUUACUGCCAAAGAACAGAGGGCUGCCAUACUUCAAACGGAGGUGGAUGCAUUAAGGCUGCGACUUGAGGAAAAGGAAAGUUUCCUUAACAAAAAGACAAAACAGCUUCAAGAUCUUACAGAGGAAAAAGGAACGCUUGCGGGAGAAAUACGUGACAUGAAAGAUAUGCUAGAAGUGAAAGAGAGAAAGAUCAAUGUCCUCCAGAAAAAGAUUGAAAAUCUUCAGGAACAACUUAAAGACAAAGACAAGCAGCUCAAUAACUUGAAAGACCGAGUUAAGUCAUUGCAGACAGAUUCCAGUAAUACAGAUACAGCACUGGCAACUCUAGAAGAAGCUUUAUCAGAGAAGGAGAGAAUUAUAGAACGUCUAAAGGAACAACGUGAAAGAGACGACCGUGAGCGAUUGGAAGAGGUCGAAUCAUAUAAAAAAGAAAAUAAAGAUCUUAAAGAGAAGAUUAACAACUUGCAAGCUGAACUGGCAGAAAAAGAGUCUAGCUUGAUUGACUUGAAGGAACAUGCAUCUUCUUUGGCUUCAACAGGCUUAAAGAAAGAUUCUAAAUUAAAAACUCUAGAAAUUGCUAUUGAGCAAAAGAAAGAAGAAUGUAGUAAGUUGGAAGCACAGUUAAAGAAGCAAGCUGAGCAGUUGUUCAAUCAGAUGUACACACCAAUACCAAUUAGGAAUUAUGAGGAAAAUAGGGCUCAUGAUGCUGAAGAAGAUGCACGCUUGAACCCAGAAAUGUGUGAGAAACUGAGACAACUUGAGAAGGAUGUGGCUUACUACAAAGAGGAGUCUGAUAAAUCCCAGGCUGAAGUAGAUAGACUCUUAGAAAUCCUGAAAGAAGUGGAGACGGAGAAAAAUGACAGAGAUAAGAAAAUAGCGGAACUUGAAAGACAAUUAAAGGAUCAGAAUAAAAAAGUGGCCAAUCUGAAGCACAAGGAGCAAAUGGAGAAAAAGAAGAAUGCACAGUUGUUGGAGGAAGCACGAAAACGUGAAGACAACCUGACUGAUAACUCACAGCAGAUGGAGGAAUCAGUGCAAAAGAAAGACGAAAGAAUUGAGGAAUUGGAAGAAGCCCUGCGUGAGAGCGUACAGAUAAAUGCGGAAAGAGAGGUGGUUCUCGCCCGGGAAGAGGCUUCUAGAUCUUCUGCAGAGAAACAGUUAGAAGAGCUAAUGGCAACUUUGGAGAAGACCAAGCAGGAACUAGAUUCCACUAAGGUCAGGCUGACCUCAACUCAGCAGUCUCUGGCCGAGCGGGAGGCACACCUUGCCAAUCUGAGAAUAGAGCGGAGAAAGCAGCUGGAAGAAGUGCUAGAGAUGAAACAAGAAGCACUGCUGGCAGCGAUCAGUGAGAAGGAUGCAAACAUUGCCUUAUUAGAAUUGUCUGCCUCCAAAAAGAAAAAGACACAAGAUGAAGUGAUUGCUCUUAAACGUGAGAAGGACAGACUUGUGCAACAGCUGAAACAGCAGACACAAAAUCGGAUGAAACUCAUGGCGGAUAAUUAUGAUGACGAUCAUCACCACCAUCACCAUCACCACCACCACCAUCGUUCACCGGCAAGAUCACAGCACAGUAACCACAGGCCCUCUCCUGAUCAGAUGAUCCAGUCACUGUUGGAGGCAUUCAACCACCGCAUCAAAUUAAAACUGUACAUCGAUCACCUGACUACACUUUGUCUGGAGCGUAAUCCGCAAGUCUUGGCAGGAUUGCCAUCAUUAUCGGUCAUGGAGGAAGAGGAGGAUGAGGUUUCCCGGGAACGUCAGUUGCAGACUUUGACACCUGUACAGCUAGCAGAGGAGCUGGAGCGAGGUGAAAAGGAAAAUGUGGCACUGCAGGAGUACACAGACAAUUUGCUUCAACGAAUUUCAGAUCUAUGCCCGGAUGUCCUGGAGCAAGUCAUCAAAAUGCUGGAAGAAGCAGCUUGAUACAGUAAAAAGUGAGGUAAUGGUGACAUCAUGAAGUGAGUUAAAACGAGCCCCACCACCACCAAAUUCAGCAUUUAUGCAACUAAAGUCAAUCUUCAUCCAGCUGAAUUUAUAAACACCUUAAUAGUAUUGCGAGUAUCAUUCCAAAUAUAAUUGGCUUCUCAAUAAUGACUAAGAGAUAGUCGGUACUCUGAAAGCCCACGUCGCGAUUAGAUGCAUCCUCCCUGAGAUGCCUAUUGCUUGCAGCUCUUUCUUGUCAGCUUCAGCCUUCAACCCAAUAUUGUCAGCUUCUGCAGGUUCAGCUGUCAUAAUGGGUUUAGGGAACUCCUCGGGUCAUCUUAUUCUCUCACUCACACCCGAAUUUCCAGAUGGGUAGGAAAGAGGAGAACUUUUAUAAGCUCUUAACAUCUAUGCAUUAAAUAGUAAGCUUUUGUGUAGGAGUAAAAGGUGUUCAAUUGUUAAGGUGAAAGAAUUAUCAAACAGUUGACAAGGAUUAUCCUUCUGAACAAAAACAACCUGUGCCUCUCAAAAUGUACUGUACAUCUGAAUAUGUUGAUUCGAUGAUUGAUUUACAAUAGUGUUGAAAUGGAAGAGUACUCAAAGUUCUGAAACUGGCCUAUCAGAUUAGGAUUGUUUUAUGUGUAGAAUAUGUUCAGGAAGAAGGAAGUGCACUUCCUUCUUACUGAUGUAGUGAAGUACUCAGAUGGUAACUGUUGUACUUCAUUAUGAAAGAUUCUUGACAGUAUCUUACAUCUGAUUUAUAAGUAUCGAAACUUGUGCAUUUAUAUGAUUUGAAUUCUUAAUGCAUUAUCACACUUAGCAGCAGAGGUACUUCAUUGUUGUGAGUGGAAAUGCAAUAGAAAACUUUCUACUGCUUAAAUAAAACCAAACCACAGAUCUUUCUCUGGUAAAGGGGAAAAGUUCUUAGGAAAAUGUUUAGCACAUCUGGCAAAUUUUGCACUCCUAGAGAACACAGACAACAAGAAGCAGUAAGCAACACAGUUGUCACAUUGGGGUUGUGAUCCUUUGAGUGCCCUAACAAGCAGUUCUCUAUGUUCUAUAGUCCAACUGAAUACUUGAAGUAGGAAAUUCUUACCACAAGGACCUAAUCUUAAGUAAAUGUCAUAGUUAAAAGCAUAAAACAGUGAUGUUUAGCUGUUAGUUUAUUUAUAUGUAAUGUGCCAAUUUUGGAACAGUUGGGGAAAUUAAAUUGUCCCCAGAUUAUAGUGAUACUGAUGGAAAAGUGAACCUCAAAUCAGGGUAUCAAAACAAGACUUUUGGGGGAUAAGAAAACUGUUCUACCAAUGGAAAAGAACAAUUCUUGUUACAUGUUUUACAGAAUUUCAAGGAAAUUUCUUUUGAUACUUUGGCAUAGAACACUGGUUAAGAUAAACACUGUGACAAACUGACGGUAACGUUUUAGUUUUGUGUCAUUGGUAAACAUCUUGCUUUGAGUCCUAACAAAAAAAAAGAUUAUCAUUAAUGCAACUUCUCUUUUCCAUUCGCUUGUUUUCAGAUAAAUAACUUGACUGGUGUUCUGAUCGUUAUCACGCCUGUAUUAUAUACUGUGUCAAUUACUGUACAGUAAUUUUUGUAUUUGAGAUUUGUGUAUCAAAAUGCACGCAAUUUCUGUUUGACUUUUAUUUGAAAGUGGAUAAAAAUAUAAUUUCCUAAUAGUCUUUACAAGCAAAUCAUAAAAUAUUGACACAGUGCUUAUCUGCAAUGUAAUUGUGUAGAAUGGUGUUUGAAUGUGAUGUGCUGGAAUAUGUAUAUCAGCAAUUCUCCAGGUUGCCUCUUAUAUGUGUUCUGUCAGAUUUUAGUAUCCUUCUUGUCCUAUUCUUUUCAAGUUCGUGGCAUGUCAUGGGCUCUGCUGUUGAUAUAUAGUGAAGAUGUUGACAUGGUACCAAAAGGAAUCCUUGAGUAAGGUUAAUCACCAUGGGCAUGUUUUAAAACUGUUACUGUGCAUCAUUAUCUCGUGGACAUGUAGGGGUAUAUAAGGUUCAAAACAUUGUUAUUAAUGUGCAAGAAAUAUUUAGUGUUGCCCAGCUUGUUUAUAUAUUCAUUAAAUAAAACUUUCUUUCUGAUAUUACAGUUGUUGUUUAAUAAAGAAAAUUACUUUUU
Molecule: messenger RNA, 6201 nt
Organism: Mobula hypostoma (lesser devil ray)
Lineage: Eukaryota; Metazoa; Chordata; Chondrichthyes; Myliobatiformes; Myliobatidae
Gene: erc2
Product: ERC protein 2
Exons: 23
Coding region: 679-4080 (1133 amino acids)
Biological process (GO): neuromuscular synaptic transmission; maintenance of presynaptic active zone structure; regulation of synaptic plasticity
Cellular component (GO): cytoskeleton of presynaptic active zone
Molecular function (GO): structural constituent of presynaptic active zone
Source: RefSeq, a predicted model, not a curated record